AUGUUCUCUCUAGCCCGUCAAUUCUCCGGAGUCCGCUCCAAGCCUCUCGUCCUUACCAGCCAGAAAUUCACCCGAUCGACUCAGGUACCCCACCGCCUGUACUCGAAUCCUCCGAGAUCUUCGCCGCCACGCGCACCCUCCGCCCCUCAAUCCAGCCGCUCCAAUUUCCCAAUCAUCCCCAUCAUCAUCAUAACCGCCAUCAGCUCCGGCGCCUACCUUGAAUCAAGCCACACCGACACAAUCACCCCACAAGCAACCUCGACUCGAACCCCAGUCCUAAACCCCCUUUAA
Penicillium roqueforti is the source of this 291-nucleotide messenger RNA. RefSeq lists its product as uncharacterized. NCBI's taxonomy places the organism in Eukaryota, Fungi, Ascomycota, Eurotiomycetes, Eurotiales, Aspergillaceae. The coding region runs from base 1 to 291 and encodes 96 amino acids. The record is from RefSeq and is a predicted model, not a curated record. The transcript is spliced from 3 exons.